This is a messenger RNA of Melanotaenia boesemani (Boeseman's rainbowfish), 2542 nucleotides long. RefSeq lists its product as uncharacterized. Bases 523 to 2061 code for a protein of 512 amino acids. The transcript is spliced from 3 exons. Gene Ontology annotation, cellular component: plasma membrane. The record is from RefSeq and is a predicted model, not a curated record. Lineage: Eukaryota; Metazoa; Chordata; Actinopteri; Atheriniformes; Melanotaeniidae. Gene Ontology annotation, biological process: neuron projection development.
GGAACAGAGUGAAUAAUAAAGCACUGGAGGAUAGAAACAGAGAGAAGGCUUUUUCUGUACUCUCACUUCAUUCAUACAUCCAUGAUGCUUCCUUCUUCCCAGGUGGUGGGACAAUGACGUCGGCUUCUUCAUGGUUUCAUCAUUAUCUCCCCUCCCCCUUCAUCCAUCUCCCACUACAGCUGGCUAAGCCAACCACAAACCAACACAGCUCCCUGCAUCAGAGCAGAGGGAUUUGAAGAUUGCACCCUCACAUUUGUAAUCAGGAUUAUCUCUACUCCUCCAUCUUAUCCAGAGUGAGAGGAUGCUGAUGGCAUGAAGAGGGAGAGGAACACCGACCGCUCACUGAAGAGUGGAGUUAAAGACAGAAAGAAGGUCACCAGUAAAUGUGAAGAGGGGGAGGAUAUAUGAUUUCUAAGGACACCCCUUUACCGAUCGCACCACAAAACCAAGCACCUGAGAGGAUGAACAGGAUAGAGGCUCAGCAGCACGAGGAACGCUGUGAAAGAACAAGUCAAAGUCAAGAUGGAGUUUAUUUGUAAUGCUGAUCUUCUGGAUACCGUUGGUGCAAUGGACUACACAUUCAACAGAUCUUCCAUGGCACAAGUUGGACAUCCUGGGGAAGACCCUCCUUUUGAAUCUAACAAGAGUUCAACACAAGACAGAAAACCUUCCAGACCUGCAGGAGAAUCAGUUUACAACAGUGUGAUCUGUUCACAUCCGUUUGCAGCCUCUCCUACCAGAAAUACUAAGUGUAGCAGCCCAAGGCCCCACAGAGGUCCUGCUGAAAAGCAACUAAGUGGAUCAGAACACUGUGUAAUUCCCAGCCAGUCUCCUUCUCUGUCAGACUCAUGUCCACUUUUACACCACAAGGUUGUUAUAAAGACUACUAAUGACAAUGAGGCUGGCAGCAGUUUUCUCAGUAUGAAGCUGGAUCCGUCUUCUGUUCUCUCAGAUAAUUUACCCGUGGUUAAAAAUGGAGUUGUCCUUCAGGCUCCAGAUGGUUGUAGACUUGGUGUUGAUGGAGAAAAGAAGGCUACCACCACUGAGACUGAGACUCAGUCCAUGUUAGCCUGCAAGCAACCCAUGCAGGUGCACCAGUGCAACACCAUCACCACUUUCUGUAGAGAUGCCGGCAGCAGGGAGGGUUGUGUUCAUCCGCCUCAGAGCAAGUGUGUCUGCAAGACAGCUGGAAACGUAGGGGGUCUUGAAGACGAGCGUCAUUUCACUGCUAAAUGUGACAAGGCACUUUGUUAUGGCUCUUAUGUCCAACACAACCUUUCUGAAGACACAUUUGCUGCUUACUGCCACCCCCAGCCCCUCCCAGCCCCCUCCCAGCUACUACCAUGCCUGGCAGGCAUUGAGCCAAUUUGCAAGGUUCAGCGUGCAGUGACUCCGCCUCCGGCAGCUAACCAUCUCACCCCACCUCGCCUUACCUCCUCUGUCAGCGACACAGGCUUGGAUGCUAAACAUCAGCUGCAAUGCUGCAGCCUCAAAUGCUCUUGGAUGAGCUCCCUGCCACCUUUUACAGGCAUGCAAUAUCCGAAACACCUCAUCAGAGAUGAGUGCUGCACCAAUGCACUCUCCCAAGCCAGAACCAUGACACAUGACAUUGGAACAAUGACAGUCCAUAAAGUUCUGAGAGACGUCGGAGUGCAGACGGGUCGGACAGUCACUUCUCACGUAUUCCCUCAGAUCUUUCUGGCAGACAAUAGCAAAAGCAAGAUUUUCUGCACUCAGACUGCAUACACUGACAGAGAUGGAGGUAAGAAAUCAGGUGAUGCUCCCAAGUCACCUGUGAAGGAAGUAAAGUGGGAUGCAGAGGGGAUGACAUGGGAGGUGUACGGGGCCUCUGUAGACCCCGAGGAGCUGGGUCUGGCUAUUCAAAAACACCUGGAGUUACAGAUAAAGGAGACAACAAGCCGUGUAAACAAGAUGUCACACCAAAACACCAGUUCAACUGGACAGGACCGGAAAGUCAGCUGCCAGAGGAAGAGUAUCCGUAUGAUGCUGUCCAUCCGAGCACCAGCCUGCUGCAAGCGCAGCACCACAGCUGCUGACUGACCCGUCAGCAGAGGGAACCGACUGGACCUCAACACUGUGCUUCAUAGCCAGAACAGUUACCAAGAGCUUCAGCCUCAUACACAUCUGAUCAGAAGGUGUAAGAAAAAUAAUAUAACCUGCAUUCUUAUGAAGUCAGGCCUGUGUACCAAAGUUAAUGGAAAAAAUGCAAAUGUAAUAUGUGAUAAUUAACAGUCAUUACAGAAAAGACUAAUCAUAUGCACAGAGACUGGAUAAGAAUUUCCACACCAACAUUUGAUUUUUGUUCCAUCAUUCAUUGUUUAUGGAGUCAUUUUUCAUCCGUCUGUCCAUUUUCUGCCUCUUAUGGAGCCUCGUCAUAGAGGCAAGAGGCUAAACAGAUUCCCAGACUCCAGUCUUUCCAGCCACCUUCUCCAGCUCUGCCGGGGUACACCGAAGUGUUUCUAAGCUAUUUAAGAAACUAUGGGUCUGCAUUCUCAAAUGCAUUCUGACCCAAACUGCCUGA